AUAAACCGGACCCCCCAGCGAGGGUCCCUGCCUUCUCAGACGUGCGCAGGUCCACCCUCACGCUCUCUUGGUACGGCCCGACCUACGAUGGAGGCAGCGCCGUCCAGUCCUACAACCUGGAGGUCUGGGACUCUGUGGGCGGGGAGUGGAAGCACCUGGCCUCCUGCAACAGCACCUCCUACAACGUGCAGGACCUUCUUCCCGAGCGGCAGUAUAAGUUUCGUGUCCGAGCGGAGAACAUGUACGGAGUCGGAGAGCCGAGCGCCGAGUCUGCGCCCGUCACCGUGGGGCUGGUGGACAACGAUGACGAGGCCGAGGUGGAGGAGGAGGAUGAAGACUCUGAGAAAGAGCCGGAUUACAGAGACGUUUCCAUCCGGACAGACGUGAAGGUGAAGGAGCUGUACGACGUGGAGGAGAGGCUGGGAACGGGGAAGUUUGGUCAGGUCUUCAAACUGGUUGAGAAGGCAACGAAAAAGGUCUGGGCGGGGAAGUUCAUCAAGGCGUAUUCGGCGAAGGAGAAAGAUAACGUUCGGCACGAGAUCAGCAUCAUGAAUAGCCUCCAUCACCCCAAACUGGUUCAGUGCAUCGAUGCCUUCGAGGGGAAGUCUGACAUCGUCAUGGUGCUCGAGAUGAUCUCUGGCGGCGAGCUGUUUGAGCGGAUCAUCGAUGAAGACUUUGAGCUGACGGAGAGAGAGGUGAUUAAAUACAUGCUGCAGAUCAUCGACGGGGUGAACUUCAUCCACAAGCAGGGCAUCGUGCACCUGGACCUGAAGCCAGAGAACAUCAUGUGUGUGGGGAAGACCGGGAGCAAAAUCAAGCUCAUCGACUUCGGCCUCGCCAGGCGACUAGAAAACGCCGGGACUCUGAAGGUUCUGUUCGGGACUCCAGAGUUCGUGGCUCCUGAAGUGAUCAACUAUGAAGCCAUCAGUUAUCCCACCGACAUGUGGAGUAUAGGAGUCAUCUGUUAUAUACUGCUGAGCGGUCUGUCUCCCUUUAUGGGCGACAAUGACAACGAGACUCUGUCCAACGUGACCUCGGCCUCCUGGGACUUUGAGGACGAUGCCUUCGACGAAAUCUCAGAAGACGCCAAAGACUUUAUCACCAACCUGCUGAAGAAAGACAUGAAGAAGCGCCUCACCUGUACUCAUUGCUACGAUCACAAAUGGCUGAAACAGGACACCAACACUAUGACGGCCAAGAAACUCUCCAAAGAGAGGAUGAAGAAGUACAUCCUGAGGAGGAAAUGGCAGAAAACGGGCCACGCCGUCCGGGCCAUCGGGCGCCUCUCCUCCAUGGCCAUGAUGGCCGGAGUCAGCGCCAAGAAGGGGUCGCUGACCGAAGAGGAUAACCAGUUCCUGGAGUGUUUGGAGAACGAGCAGAAGACGGAGUGUAAGCCGACCUUCAGCUCCGUCAUUAAAGACGUUGAGGUGGUCGAAGGUAGCGCCGCUCGCUUCGACUGCAAGAUCGAAGGUUACCCCGACCCAGAGGUGGUGUGGUACAAAGACGAGAAGCCCAUCAAAGAGACCCGGCACUUCCAGAUCGACUACGAUGAAGAAGGAAACUGCAGCCUGGUCAUUUCAGAGGUUUCGGGAGACGACGACGCUAAAUACACGGUGAAGGCAGUGAACAGUCUGGGGGAGGCGACAUGUACCGCUGAGCUGCUGGUGGAGGUGAUGGCUGGAGAGGAAGAAGAGGAGGAAGAGGAGGAAGAGGAAUAGACUCCAACAGGAAGAGGUGCUGCUCCUCUUCAGCCUGUCAGACCUGAGCAGGAGAAACAAACCCACAAAUAACAGAUUGUGAUUGGAGGAGCAGAAGUAUCAACGCCGCACAAUAUGCAAAAUCAAAUUCCCCCCUGCCAACAACAACAAAGAUUUUCUUUAUCAAACACAAAAACAUUUAACGUAAUGUAAUCUUCUAAGCCCCGCCCACCUGACACCUGGAGAAAAGAAGCCCCGCCCCUCUCAGGUUAGCCUCUGCUCAUUGGUGGGUUUCCCCUCAUAGUUCAUUUCAUUGCUCUUUCUUAAAUACUGUGUGUAUAAUGGAAACAGGAUACUUGAGUUUUCUAACCAUUUUUAGAUAUGUUUUUAUCUAGAAAAAGGCCAAAUCUCACAAUCUUAAUGAAAAGUAAAUUAUGUUUCCGCCUGAUGAUUCGAACGGCGCCAAAAAGAUAUGGUUUGUUCAUCCGCCCGAUGCUACACCCAGACCGAUCAAAGGUACAUUUCUCCCAAUUUAAAAUAAGCACUUAUAUCAGUAAAAAGCUGUUAAUAUAACGUCUUAAAGGGCAGAAGCACUUAGCAACAGCUGGAGAUGAACGACGAAGAAGAAAUAUUCCAAAUAUGAAGAGAAACAUGUUCGUUAGGAAGCGUAAACAUAUUUAAGACCUUGUUUUAAAUGGGGCUUUGUGGGGUUCAAAGAGGAUCAGGGCCACAUGUGACUUUAUUUUAUUACAGAAUUUUAAAACAAUUUUCAUGAUUUCUAUUUGAUUUCUUUUUAAUAACACAUUUUUAUUUUCAAAUGUCUUUCUCCAGAAUUCUGAAUUUUUUCUCCGAACUUAAAACAUUAUUUUCAACUUGUGUUCAGAUCUUAAGAAAAUCCCAUGUGGCUCUAAUCCUCUUCCGUACAAAUAGAAAAUCAGCAAAAACUAUAUUUUAUUGCCAUUCGACAACCCCUAAGAUCCUGAGACGUAUUAAAAGUAAAAAUGAAUUAUUCUUAAAUUCGAUGAUUUGAUUAUAGCAGAAUCUGAAUCUGUGCUUGGUUACACAAAUGUGCAAAUGAACCGCGUCGUCGAGCCUUUAUAGAAAAUACGGCUAGCAUAACCUUAUUUAUUAUUUCAGAUAAAAUAAUGAUCUAGUAAAAAUGUAUCAGAGAAUACAGAUGAAGAAAGCCCAGUAUCGUGUUUCAGCUCAAACCUUCUGAGGGAACAGUUUGAAGAGUUGUUGAUCCUGAAGUAAUGCUAAAGAAAUGUGAACAUUUAAUAAGCAACUCAGUUUUCCCUCCCAGCGCUCCUUCCUCAAAGACUCACAGAAUAACGUACUGUAUGAGAAGCAGGUUUUACUCCAGGGAGUCCAGGUGAGGAAGAAGAUGGUACGAUGGAAACCUGAUGAAGGCCAGAGUCAGGUCACUAAACAUCAACGUGGCUCACUGUGAAGCUCCAAUGACACCAAACAACACGGCAGGAGACAUCGAAAAAUAGGUUAGCACGUUAGCACUGCAGCUAACGGUGAGGUGAGGUGAAGAUCAUAUUUACAUUUAUCACCAGAGAGUGAGCAGAGUGAGCUGUGAAGGUCAAAUUGAAACAGUAUCAGCCAUCAGAAGGUUUCGCAAAGUAAAUAAAUAAAUCACUCAUCAAAAUAAUCAUUGCCUACGAUAGGAAGCUAAUUCUCGCUUAUUAGAUCUCUUCCGCUCAUUAGUAACCAACUCAAUAUUUUUUGUAGUGAGUGAAAUAAUCCCAGCAAGUGGACCAGAACUAAUAAAUAUAUUAAUAUGAAUGUUAAUGAGAAUAUAAAGCAGCCUGAAGCUAAGUUUGGAUGAAGUGCUAACUAACAUUUGAUGGCUAAUUUCAGCUUGACUCCUGUUAGCUCUCUGGCUAAUACAAAUUAGCCUACUUUAGCAGAUGCAGUUCGUAAAAGAAAACUAAUAUAUGGGGUAAUAAGAACUAGAUUGGAUGCAGCCGGAAAGCUAACAUCAGAACAAUUACAACUUUAAUGUUGAGAAAGUCAUAUUUCUAGCUAACGUCAUCUAUACUAAUGUUAGCCCUCAAGCUAAUAAACCUUUGUUUUGAGUGACAAUAGCUCACAAACAUUAGUUAAUGUGAAGAGAGUACAGUUCAGAAAGAAAAUAGCACAGCUGCCGGCUCGUUUUCAGUUUUCAGUCUUUUAUUUGUUGACAGUAUAUUCAUUGUUAGCGUUCUUGAUGAUAGCCUUGGAUAGAAGGUUUAUUGUUUUUACAAACCUGAAGCAGUCUAAGUAAUAGUCUGGUAACAUGUAGAGGUUAAGCUAACUUAACCACAUAGGGUUUCUGGGUAAUGAAGUCCUCCAAAUUAAAACAGUGUUGUGUCAUUUCCACUUUGAGCUGUUUAACAUCCAAGUGCCUUAAUUACAAAGCGACCCGACUCUGUGAAUAAUAUGUGCCUCAGGAUGAGAACCAGCAUGUGAUGAAAAGUUAUCCCCCUUAGCAUCUGACGCAUGUGAGAAGAGUCGUGUGUGUCUUCUCUUCUGUGUGAGCACUUUUCUUAUCUUGUUUGUAUUUUUGACUUCGACAGCAGCGAACAUCACCUCUGCCUUAAACCUAGUUCGCCUUAAAGCAACUCCGGGACACUUUGAAUCAGCGUCCGGGUGAUUUUAACAGUUUCUACCACACAUUUGUGACAUCGAGGGACUAAAUUACUAUUGUUUUCUUUUGGCUGCCUGAAAAACACAUUGGUUAAACAUGAUGUCCUUAACUCCAAACAUGCUCUAUUCUGAACUUCACAAAGUCCACCAUUAGGUUUAGAAGCAGCAAUAAAAACGCCUGGAGGAACAUUUUUAAGAAGUGACCAAAAUCAAGUGUGCGGAAGAACAACAUGUAUUUCUAAGGAGCUCUGUGGCAUUCUCCAGAGAGAAACAUAUCUUCUUACAUUUUAAGUAUGUAUUUUAUGUCCCUUGUUCAGGGUCUAUGCAGGAAUCCUGAAGUCACAUGUAAAACCUUUUAAGACCCUUUCCAUACAUUUUAAGACCUCAUCUCCACUUGGAGUUUUAACCGGUUACCUUGGCGACACACUUUACCCCACAUUGACUAUAUACAGUAUUGAUUGUCCUUCCUCCUUAUCUUCCAACCAUUUGGACGCAGACUUGCAUUUCCCCAUAACCAUGUUGUUUAACAACCGGCGUAAACGGACCGUCGCGCGCUAUCAAGCAGUGAGCGAGCGAUGUCCGGUUCAGGUGAAGUCAAACCCAACGGGAUGCCAUAAAUAAACUACACAGAAUCACACUACACACCUACGCAAUGAUUACAUUCAGGCACACUGUAGAAUACAACCUCUUUGGACCAUUCAUAUACUUAUUGGAAACAAGCUACAAAAUGUAAGACCUUGGAUAAUGCCGUUUAAUACUUUUUAAUAGCCUUCAUUUUCGCUAAAUUGAUUUAUCAACUUUUAAUACUUUUUAAGACCCUGCGGACCCCCUGUUUACAAAUCCAAUAUAUUAUUAUUAUUAUUAAUUUGACUAUUGUAUCUUGCUAUCCAUUUCUUAUCUUGUAGGAAGGUGAUCCAUAUGAAAAAAAGAUCCAAAUUAAAUAAUAAUUUAUUAUUGUUUAUCUUAUUCAAAUAAGAUCGAUACAGAUCUCGUACAGAAUUUCAUGCAAAUCACAAAAGGAAUAUUAUAUUUAUUAAACGUUAAUGGAUCUCUUGAUUUACUUUCUCACCAAGAAAAUACCUUAUAUUUAUGGUAAUGUAGACUAAAUGUAUGGAUAUUCUCCUUUUACAAAUAUGACAGUUUUCUUGUUAUUACUUCUUUGCAUCUCAAAAACAUAAGAUCCAAACUCCAAGCUUAAACUCAUGUUUCUUGGACCUCAACAUUUUUUGUCCUUUUGCGAUGGGAGGCAUUUUUCUUUAGGUUUUUCUAAUUUGACUAAAUCUCCCGACUGAGUUUGAUAUCUCACCUUGGACACUUCAGUGCAAAUCAAAAAAACGUCUGCAAAUUUUACCAAUAAUUUAAAGGUUGAAAAUCUGUUUUACUGUUUGUUAAGAGUCACAAGGUACAAAUAAAUUAUAAUGUAUGAGAUUCUUCUCGAUGAUAGUUUCUGAUUCGUCUCAAAGUGACAAACAUCGCAGUUCCUUCAACGAGGGAUAAAUAUAUGAGAUUAAAAGUGGUAGAAAACGGAGGUGAUUAGAAUCUGUCUCCGGAGUUAACACUCGGUCGUGUUCCCGCUGAUGUCGAAGUCGUACCUUUGAUUAUUUUUAGUUUGCCACAUUCCAGCCGUUUGUUUGUGCUUUAAAACAUGUAUUUAAAGGUUUCAGGGCUGAUCCACCAAAGAGAAUUCACAGGUGUGUGUUUGUGUGUGAUCCAUCUAAUGUUUCAAACGUACCUGGGCCUGUUUGUGUGUUUGCUAGUUCUUUGUUUCUAAGAAUGUUUUUAUUUUUAGACCUAUUUAAUGCACAGAUUCAUAAUUCUAUUAUUAUCAUUUGAGCAUCCGUCUUCUUGGAGAUCUUCUCGCCAGCACUUCAUUUGUCACCGUUUUUACAACUAAACCAAGCAGUGGACUCACUCCUAGACUGGUUUGUUUUUGUAUUAGAUGUAUGUAGAUUAUACUUCUCUAAUUUUUAUAAAUAUAUAUCAGUUUGAUGAACUGCAGAUGACAUGUAUGAGAACACUACGACAGUAGUAACUCACAGAAAUCUAAUAAAUCUAUCACAAAACCAAA
Messenger RNA from Trematomus bernacchii (emerald rockcod), 6399 nucleotides. It is a transcript of the gene mylkb, whose product is annotated as myosin light chain kinase b. The record is from RefSeq and is a predicted model, not a curated record. Gene Ontology annotation, biological process: protein phosphorylation. Gene Ontology annotation, molecular function: protein binding; ATP binding; protein kinase activity. Lineage: Eukaryota; Metazoa; Chordata; Actinopteri; Perciformes; Nototheniidae.